AUGUCGUUGGAAAAGAAGCUUACGCAGGUGGCGCUGAAUCCGGCCUACCAUGACUUUUUCACGGUGGUCAAGGGUUUCCGCAAUGGCAUCGUGUACGGCGCCAAGAUUCGGUUCCCACACGCGCUGGUGAUGACGUUCCUCUUUGGCCGCGGCACCCCGCGCGAGAAGCUGGCCUUCAUCCUGCGCGCUACCAAGUCGCACGCACUCAACCUUGGCACAUUUACGCCGCUGUACAAGUUCCUCACCAUCGCGCUGCGACGCAUCUACGAGGCUACCGGCGGCAAAGGCGCCGUCCCCCAGUGGCACAGUCUUGUGGCGGGUCUUAUCGGAGGCUACUACGUGUUUGGCGAACGAACACCCGUCAACGAGCAGAUUGUGCUGUAUACGUCGUCUCGAAUCAUUGCAUCGUUCCUGCCCCGUGCGCAGACGCCAGCGGACUGGCCGGCAGGAAAGCCCAAACCGACCGACAAGUCGUGGUUCGCCGCAUACGCCACCAUCACCUGGGGUGUCGUCAUGUGGCUCCACGAAUACCGACGCCAAACCAUCCAGACCGGCAUGGUCAACAGCAUGGACUAUCUCUAUCACAACGCAGGCAAGUGGGACAGCAUUGUCGAUCCUGCAGGCGCUGAUCAGAGUCGGACGAUCUGCUCUCUCGGCCGAUGGGGGUCGUGCGAGAUCGACGCAUGGUUCAAGGCGUCGCUAGGCGAGACUGCAACUACAGCACGCGAUGAUGUGCUGGCAACCACACAAAUUCGCCGCAAGCAUAGACACCGACACGCCCACCUCGCGUCCACAGUCGGCCUGUUCGGGUCAUGUCGAAGAGGCGCUCGUGUCGGAAUGAAGGCUGAUUCCCGCUCAAAGGCUGAGUGUCGAUCUGGAGCGGGCCAAGUUGUUGCAACCAAGCUGGCUGAUCGACACGGUGCAGAACGUGUCACCGCCGCAAAGUGGAAGAGAAAGAGCUCGGUUGAGCAAGGUGAAAAAAAAACGCCGGCAGCCGAGUGCGAGGAGCGAGGAGGGAGCAAGGAAGCAAGCCAGAGGGCAGGGGUGGACGAGCAGCACCCCGAAAAUAACACGCCGCAUGGCCCACCUCCCACUCCUGCAGCGAUGUGCAGCGCGGUGCCCAAAUGCACAGGGAGGGUCCGCCGAGUCUUUGUCUCGGACUGCAGAGAGAGCAACAACAAAGGGCCCCAAAGGGCGCAGAACAAGAGAAGGCUUCUUUUGGCUGCCUCGACUGGGUUCAAGCUCCGAGUCGGGUUGGCCGGCUUCGAAGACAGCCAAGGCACAGCGACGCGCAGACGCGUCCGAGGCAUUCGCAAAAAGCUCGGCGGGCGGCGCGGCGCAGGUGCAGCUGGCAUUCCGCGAGCCGCUGGCCAAGACGAGGCUCGGCUGACCCGGCUCAAUCCAUCCAUCCAUCGCUUCAUCGACACCACCGCGAUCACCAUGUCAGCCAUCAACCAGAACGCACCGCGUAUGCGCCGCCACAAGCGCCGCAUCCUCGACGACGGCUCCGAGCUCGCUCACGCCGUCCGAGCCUUUGUCGACGACCAAGUCGAUGACAACGCCCUCUUCGCCCGUCAGGCAGACGGCGCCAACGGCAUCGGCCCCGGCAGAGGCGCCAACGCUCCCCCCAUGGGCCCUGGCUUCGGCGGUUCCGGCGACGACAGCACCUCGUCCACCGACAGCAGCAACGCCACCCCAACUACCACGCGUGGAUCUAACGGCAACGGCAACGGAAACAGCCGUCCCACACCUACCGCCACAUCCACCUCGCUCAGCCGAAACCUCUUCCCCACCACCACCUCGUCUUCCUCUUCAUCCAACUUCCUCGACGGCAUCCUCGGCGGCUUGCUCGACUCGUCGUCUUCCACCACCUCCUCCUCGUCAUCCACCUCGACCUCCUCCAGCACAAGAUCCACAUCCACGUCUUCCUCCACCAGAUCCACAUCCUCCUCCAGCUCCACUUCUUCGGUUAGUGUCCAUUCUGACAGCCAGACAGCCACACAGCAGCAGCAGCAACCACAGACCACCUCGGAAAGCAACGACGACGACACCUCGACGCGCAUCGACUUUUCUUCGGUUGGUCUUCCUACAUUUGUUGUCCCAGAUCAUAUGUCCUCUAGCUUCCUUUCCUCGACCUCGCUCGUGCCGAUCACCGCCACCGCAGUGGUCACCUCGACGCCGACGGCGAGCAUCGCUUCGGCCACCGCAUCCGCAUCGCCCAAGUCGUCCUCGUCGUCGGCCGGCCCAAUCAUCGGCAUCGUCGCCGGUGCGCUCGUGGGCGUCGUCGUGCUCUCGGGUCUGGUCGGCUUCCUCUUCAAGAAGUACAAGUCGAAGGAGGACCCGUACGAGGCCAACCCCUUUGACCGCGACGCCUUCCAGCGCCACUCGGCCAUGAUCCCGGACCACUUUGACUCGGACGACGGCCACGCCGGCGCCGGCGGCAUGUCGCCCGAAAUGUCAGAGCACUACCAGUACAACAACUACGCGCCCCAGUACGAGUCGGGCAUCAGCGCCGGCGCGGCGGGUGCCAUGGGUGCCAUGGCCGCGCACAACGAGGGCGGCCCGCGCCCACCCACCAUGUUCGCCAAGCAUGCCGCGGGCGUGCAGCAGAACGCGCCGCAGGUGGGCGGCUACUACAAGGACGGCGACUUUGCCAACCAGAUGCCCGCCAUGCCGCCGCACUCGGACUACCAUGCGCCGCCCACUGCGGCGUUUGCCAACCACCACGCCGCUGAGCACUACCUCGAGGAGCCUGGAUUCGGACAGCAGCGCAGCGUGUCGCCUGCGCCGCAGCUGCCGCCCCUGGCGGCGUUUGGCGGCGACCCGUACUCGAUCGCCGGUGUGGGACGCGGUCAGCAGCAGAACGUGGCGAACCCGUAUGCGCACCUCGACCGCUCGCACGCCGGCAUGGGCGGCUUUGUGCCCGGCGCCGUCGUCCCCGGCCACGCUGGCUCGGCCUCCGUGUCGUCCGGUGGCGACUCGGCGGACCGCCACGCGUCGAUCAGCGCCGCCGAGGCGCUCGCUGCUGGUCUGGCGCACCAGUCGUCGCUCAACCGCGCGGCGAGCCCGCACCACGCCGCCAGCCACGACACGGCCGGUCGACCCAGCACCUCCGAGGGCCGCUCCGGCACACCGGACAUUCCCAACGUGCAGCAGACGUACGCUCUGCCCGGCGACGUCGCUGGUGCCGCUGGAUCGCACCGCAUCAGCGCAGGCUCGCAGGACAUGCUCUCGAACGCCGCCACCUCGCCCGUGGGCGCCAUGAGGAACCCCUUUGACAACCCCGCCCCGCACCACGCGCCCCAGCACCACUACACCGACCCGAGCCAGCAGCUCCAGGUGCGCAACCUCGUCCCAGCCAACGCUGGCCUCUCUGCUGGCCAGAGACCCGUCUCGACCGCAAGCUCGUUUGCCGACCCCGAAGAUGCCUAUGGCGGCGUCUACUGA
Moesziomyces aphidis is the source of this 3447-nucleotide messenger RNA. Lineage: Eukaryota; Fungi; Basidiomycota; Ustilaginomycetes; Ustilaginales; Ustilaginaceae. The record is from the annotation of a GenBank genome assembly.